AUGGCCGCAUCCCCAGAUGUAGCCGAGGCCAAUGGUCUGGAAGAUCAUAGUGAUCUUUUCGGCGACAUCGAGCCCGAUGAGAUGGAAGUCGACGACUCCACCGCAAAGCAGGACGAUGACGACCUCCAAAAGAUUCUCAAUACUCUGGCCACAGAGGGCAAUGUCAACGGCUUGGAAGGCUUCGACAGCAAGGAGAUUGACCAAACCGACAAGGCAGACAAUGCCAUUGACUUCGAAGACUUGAGCGACGACGAUCUAGCCUCCGAUGAUGAUGCCGCCUCACCGGCCGGCCCUACAGCCGCUACCUCGCAGGUCCCCGGUCUCACAGAAGACAACGGCAGUCACGAUGCCGACGUCGAAGGCGACGCCGAUCUCGACGAUCUUUUCGGCGACCGAGAUGGAGGACAUACGGAUCUUCCUCCGUCAUCUCCUGUCCACGAUAAUGCGCCAGCCGCCCCAGAGUCCCCGGUCGAGGCGCUGAAAGCCCCUCCGGCAGCUGUUGCUGCUAAUGUCACCGACGACGACUGGAAUACCAUGUCUUGGGAAGAGAGAUUCAAGUUGAAUUUUCCGCAACAAGAGCCGAAUAGUAUUAGUGAUUGGAUCACGGAUCAGACGCAACAUCAAGACCCCUCGAUUCCGGUGCCCCCUCAAAACAUUGACGAGCUCUUGAGGCACAAGUUUCCUGCUUUCGAAGAACACAAAGUUCUCAACUUUCGCGAGAUUUUUCCAGAAUGGCCGGCUGAUUAUGUUUAUAAAGAGCCUCCCAAGAGCCCGCCGCCUCUGGUCCCUACCAAGCUCGAGCUGGAAAUCGAUGUCGACACAUCUAAGCUGUUCCGCAUCCCCGAUUCUGCUCUUGCUGCAACAUCUAAGAGAUCCCAGCAGCAACAGUAUGGAGACAGCACGCCUUGGAGCAACAUCACUGGCCCUGCACUCAUGAACUUUGAUGACGGGCUUUCUGAUUCCGAUGACGAGAAUGAGCUUGUUGGGGGUUAUUCCAUGACUGAGAUCGCCACCAUCUGCGAAGACUGGGAGAAUAUCAACGAUCCUAUCACUUCGCUUCAAAUCAAUGGGCAUCUCACGCCACCCGAAGAAGAAGAUGAACCCAUGGAUGAUUGGGAGAGAGAGUUCCUGGGGGAUCGAAAGCCGCAACCCAAGCAGAAGCGUCGAUAUGAACCAGGUCUACCCCGCUUACCUGCGUACGAAACGCAUGGCAUUUCCAAUUUUCUCGAAAGUACAAGAAGAAAUGCUCAGUGUAUCGUGCUGGACCAGAACGACCCCUACCUCCUGAUCGAAGACAUGCAACAGGAGCGUCCUGCCAAGAAGGCCCGGACUGAGGAAAAGAUGAGAAGAAUGGCAAAUGGACAGCUUGGUCGCGAUGUUAUGAGCCGUUUCAACCACUCCAAUGAUGCAGCAUACGAAGCGCUCAAGGCCAACCAUAAGAGCAAGGUCAGGGCUACGCUGUCUAACCUGGAUGUGGAGCAUAGUAUGCCUGCCCAGAAGCUCGCCUUCCCGUUCUAUCGAACGAAACUCAAUGUGGAGUUUUGGGAGCACCACCGCCCCAAGUUUGACAUUGCCCGGUACAUCAAGUAUCAGAUCAAGUUCAAGAAACCUGCCAAGGUCAAACGCAAGGAGCUCAAGGGUAAACCUGUUGCCGAAGUGUACAAGACCAGCAGGGAUCUCAGCUUGAAUGACAAUGCGAAUAUUGUUCUCUUCGAGUACUGCGAGCAAUCUCCUAUCUUGCUGAAUAAAUUCGGCAUGGGCAGCCGGAUCAUCAACUACACCCGACGACAGGACGGCGACGAGGAAGACAAGCUUCCAAAGGCGGAGCUGGGUGAGACACAAACACUUCUGCCAGAAGACAAGUCGCCCUUUUCCAUAUUCGGAACAGUUGAUAUUGGGGAAGUCGUGCCUACGCUCCACAAUGCCUUGUUCCGCGCACCAGUGUUCAAGCAUGAACAGCGAAAUAAUGAUUUCAUUCUCGGCUUCAGCAUGACUGCGAGGGAUGCGCCACACUACUAUCUGAGAAAAGCCUUUAGUGUGCAAGUGGUAGGCCAGCAGAACGUGUUUCAAGAGGUUCCAGGCCCCCAUGCCAGGAUGAUUACAAGCACGAACAAGAAGCGAAUGAGGGCAAUCUGUGACCGUAUGGCAAGGCAUCGACCAACCCUGGAUAUCGAUAUUAGAGAAGUCACUUCGCAUGUCUUUGAUAAAGUGGACCCUCAAAAUAGGUACCCGCCCGGAGGAGAUUACUAUUCUCAUGGCAAAAUUGACCCAAAUGACAGACAAAAGAUGAAAGAGUUCUACGUCUAUGAUAAAGAGUCAAAGACGUGGAAAUAUAAGGAGGGCGAUGCGCCCAUGGAUGAGCGAACGAUUCGCCAGCAGAUCAAGCCCGAAGAUGUGGUACUCAUUGAAGCUACCCAGGUCGGCUCGGCCACAUUGCAGAAUGCAGGCUACGAUCCAAAGGCGCCUAGUUUUGCUGACGAUGACGACGAGCUAGGUACUGACAUUCCCCUGGUGGCCAAAUUGGCUCCAUGGGAACUGACCAAGAACUUCCUCGACGCUUGUCAAAGCAAGGCCAUGGUUGCUCUUCACGGCGAGGGUGAUCCCACUGGUCACGGUCUCGGCUUCAGCUUCAUCAAGACUUCGAUGAAGGGCGGGUACAUCAAUGCCGUCCAGGGUCCGCUUGCAACAAGUGCAGAUGCCAUUGAGCGUGAACGUAAGGCGAAUGGUGGCCACUCCUACAACGUCAAGAAACAAAACGAGAUGUACACUGCAGCCAUCAAGGAGAUAUGGGAAAGGCAGAAGCUGACACUCUCGGACUCCACGACCCAUGAGGAUGCGGAUGUUCUGGACACUGCAAACGAAGAUGACAGAUUCAAUCCACAGAAAUCUGCCGACCACACGUCUGCUGCCCACCUCGAUGAUGGUCGCAGUCAAUUGAGUCGCUUCAGCCAAAAUAGUCGAUCUGGCCGCCGCAAGCUGAAGAUCACGCGCAAGAAGAAGGCUGAAGAUGGCAGCAUCUAUACCGAGACCUUGGUUCUGGAUGACCCCCAGGUGAUUCGCAGUUACAUCAAGCAACGUCGGGAACUGGACGCUGCCAAGAGAGAUAUCUACGCCGCCAAACCCACGGGUGAUGCCGAUACUGAUCGGCUGCAAAGUAGAUUGAUCGAACAAGAGUUGUCUCGGCUCGAAAAGAAUGCCGAUCGCCGUCAAGUACGCGAAAAGCAGGGCAAAGGCAAGAGAAAAAAUGCCCAAGCCAACAUUGCAGGCUCCCCGAGCGCGUCUGGCCCUGUCGAUAAGACGGCGGGCGGCACGACUCGCAAAUGCGCAAACUGUGGUCAGAUCGGCCACAUCAAGACCAACAAGAGCAAAUGUCCACUGCUCAAUGGCACAAUCUCGACGGAUAAUAAUGCUGCUGAGCUUGGAGGUUUCGGCUCCUUCAGCGCGCCGGGUGCGGCAAACGACGACGACUAG
This is a messenger RNA of Pestalotiopsis fici W106-1, 3471 nucleotides long. RefSeq lists its product as uncharacterized. Gene Ontology annotation, biological process: transcription by RNA polymerase II; RNA polymerase II preinitiation complex assembly. Gene Ontology annotation, molecular function: RNA polymerase II general transcription initiation factor activity; TBP-class protein binding; RNA polymerase II general transcription initiation factor binding. Gene Ontology annotation, cellular component: transcription factor TFIID complex. The transcript has 4 exons. Bases 1 to 3471 code for a protein of 1156 amino acids. Lineage: Eukaryota; Fungi; Ascomycota; Sordariomycetes; Amphisphaeriales; Sporocadaceae. The record is from RefSeq and is a predicted model, not a curated record.